Patella vulgata (common limpet) is the source of this 6618-nucleotide messenger RNA. Its product is annotated as baculoviral IAP repeat-containing protein 3. The transcript has 7 exons. The coding region runs from base 201 to 1640 and encodes 479 amino acids. The record is from RefSeq and is a predicted model, not a curated record. Gene Ontology annotation, biological process: negative regulation of apoptotic process; regulation of cell cycle. NCBI's taxonomy places the organism in Eukaryota, Metazoa, Mollusca, Gastropoda, Patellidae. Gene Ontology annotation, cellular component: spindle microtubule; cytoplasm; nucleus. Gene Ontology annotation, molecular function: cysteine-type endopeptidase inhibitor activity involved in apoptotic process.
UCAUCCGGUGAUUUCCCUUCUUUGAACUCAUUCUACAAAAGUCCCUAAAUGGUGGAAAUUUCCAACAGGAUUGGUAAUAACUUCUGUGCGUAUACUUAAAAGGUCCCUAAAUGACGGAAAUUUCCAGCGGGAUGGAUAAUAACUUCGUAGUAGGCAGUUAUUUUGGAUUGAUUUUAACAAAUAUUUGAUUGAUAUUUGAUAUGUUACGGACAAAUGUUAGAAGAAUAUUUAAAGAAAACAAAUAUAUGUCCCACUCACAAGGAAGAGAUAUCACGCCUGGAGAGGAGAGGCUAAAUAACAUUCAUCAUAGAAACAACAAUGUGACUGAUAUAGACGAUGAUGGCGCUACAAGUCCUACAAUACAGUCACAGUAUGAUGAAGUGACAAAUAAUGUUUUUCUUCCAUCAGGAGGUCAAGGUCGUUAUGUACGAGUUAUAGGUGAAGACCGUCCUGUAUGGAUCGCUAACAAUGGCCCAGCACUGGAACCUAUGGAUGAAAGUGGAGACAAUGAAUCUGAAAGUGUUCCCAGAUACAGUCAAUCCAUCAUAAUGCAUCCAUAUAAUAUAGAACAAAACCGAUACGAAACUUUUCGUUCCCAGUGGCCAAGGUCGGCACCUGUCACUCCUGACGAACUAGCUAAAGCAGGAUUUAAAUAUAUUGGACCAGGUGAUCGGGUCAAAUGUGUAUUUUGUCACGGUAUUCUCUCCAAUUGGGUUCCUGGGGACCGUCCAUUCGAGGAACAUAAAAAACAUUUUCCGAACUGUGUUUUUGUUUGUGGAAUGAAUGUGAACAAUGUUCCAUAUAAUCGUCAUGUAGCUACAAUACAGAGAUCAAUACCAGCUAGAAUAGAAUCAACAUUAGUACGACCUGCUACAACGUCGUCUGCUCAAAGCCCUAAACAUCCUCAAUAUCGUAUUAAAUCAGACCGUUUAGUAACUUUUAAUGAAUGGCCAUCACAAAUACGACAAAAACCUGAAGAUAUGGCUGAUGCAGGACUUUUUUACCUGGGUCAAGGUGAUAAAGUGAAAUGUUAUUUUUGUGAUGGUAUGUUACACACCUGGGAUCCAGACGAUGAACCCUGGAUAGAACAUGCGAAAUGGUUUCCUCAUUGUGAAUAUAUUAAAUUGAUAAAAGGAGAAGAUUUUAUCAAGGGAGUACAAAAUGGAGAAAUAACCUCAGUUAAGACACAAUCACAACAGAAUGUGGCAGGAAGUGGCAGUUCAACUCGACGCAGAGAUUUGGAAAAGGAACCAGCAAUACGGGCUGUUUUAGAGGAUGGAAAUACUAUGGAACAAAUCUUAAAUGCUCUUGUUAAACUAGGGAUACAUUCAGAUUCUGAUACAGAACUACCUAAUGCUGAAACCAUCUUAAGAAAGAUUAUGCAAAUAGAAGAUAGGAAGAAAAAUGAGAGAAUGGAUUCAAUAAAUUCACAAGAUGAUGAAGAAUACUCAUCGUUGGUCGAAGAAAACAGAAAUUUAAAAGAACAGAGAUUGUGUAAAAUAUGUUUAGAAAAAGAAGUCAGUAUAAUAUUUUUACCCUGUGGACAUGUUUGCUGUUGUGGAGAGUGCUCAUUGUCAGUUCAGCUAUGUCCUAUUUGUCGAAAAGAAAUAGAGAUGAGAAACAAAGCUUUUUUAUCUUAAGCAAAAAUUGAAGCAAACUUUUAGGGUUAUUUGAAAUACAAUAUAUGAUAUUAGUUACAUUUAUUUUCUUCUUGAAAUUUCCAUCACCUCUUUAUUUUAGUGAAGUAUGCAAAUAAGUGUAUUAUAUGGAUUGUUUAAGAUAAUAUAUUAAUAUUGUAUUUUAGAUGUAUAUUUCUUUAACCUAACAAGUGGAAUGUUUUGACUUAUGUUUUGAUACAUGUUACCUAGUGUAGGGUACUAACUGUUGUUUAUUAAUUAGUAGCAGGAUACCCGGCUUCCCCCGGAGCCUAAAUUCACAUGCUGCCCAAAUUCACAUGGUACCCAAAUUCGCACGGUGCCCAAAUUUGCCUGGAGCCAAAAUUCACCUGGGGCCCACAUUCACCUGGGGCCCAGAUUUGCAGGAGGCCCAAAUUUGCCCUGAACUCAGUUUGCCCGGGACCCAAAUUAGAUAGCCUAAAACAUUCACUGGGUCAUGCUGGUUAAUUUUAUACGAGGCUACAUGUGUAGGGGUGGAGCACGGCGACAAAACCUGAUUCGUCUGGGGCCCAAAUUCUAUGGGCUAAAUCAUUUAUAGGGUCAUUCUGGUUAAUUUGAUGCCACGUAUAUGUAGGGGGUGGAGAGUAGCGACGAAGCGUGGCCAUACACACAUACAUACAUCUUUUUUUAAAUUUAUAUAUAUGAUAAGAAAACAAAUUGUAAUUUAAUUGAAACCAGAUGUCAUUGACAUUGCUAUAUUUUAUUAGAAGUUGUGCAGAUCCUGUGAACAUAUUAACCUAUGGAUUCAGUUUAUAGGAAUUUUACAGCGCCAGGCAUAUAAGAGGUGUUUUGUAUUUAUAUAGUAUCACUGGUUGAUAGUAAUGUCACUGCCAGAACAUUGCUGUGCUAGAAAAUAUGUUAGAUUACAUAAAUACAGAACAUGAAAAUGUAAUCUAGAAUAAUUAUGUAUCAUGAGACAAAAGUGCUUAGUGUGCUGAAUCUGACCAACUUCAUUCUAGAUGAAUGUCACAUUGUAGCACUAUCUAUCUAUGUAACUUUACACUUGUAACUCAGCAUUUAGUUAUAGAGUACCUGACAAGCAAUGACACACCCUAUAAACAUUGAUUUCAACAAACAGAGAGUGCUUGUUCAUACAGUUAAGCUGCCAGAUACUUCUUUCAAUGAUAAUUUUCUUGAAAUUCGGGAAUGCAUCAGUUUGGCUACAGUAUGCAUGAAUUUCCUAAAUUUGAUUAUCAGAUUUCAUGAAUUAUUCCUUUUAUAGAUAUUUUAUUAUCUUACUGCUUAAAUUUAUGACCCUUACACAAUAUAUUAAAGCUAGCAAUUUUAUAAAGCCUUCUUUUCCUCACUGUCUCUUAAUCUAUUUAGUAUCCAUUUGUGCUCAAAACAAGUAUUAACAAUGUCAAGGCUUUUUCCCCUUGUAAACUCACAAUUACGUGUGUUAUUUUUUAUGUGUCAUUGUUUUUAAAACCCACAAUAGAUGUUAUGUUUUUGUGUAAUUAGUUUUUAUACACCCACAUGGAAAUGUGGUUGUAUAUUGUCGUCACCCCUGUAUGUAUGUCUGUAAGUCCGUAGUCCACAAUUUCUUGUGAACACUCUGCAGACUGCAUUUAUCAUUUGAUUGUUUUGAAAUUGAUAUAAAUGUUGUUUACAUUAAUGAAAUGAAGAAUCAUAUUUAAUUUCAAUAAUUUCUGUUAAUUUCUUCUGGAGUUAUUGUGGAUUGUUUUGUGAUCUGUAUGAAAUUUAUAUGUAUCAUUUAAAUCCGUGAAACAAAGAAGCCUAUUGAAUUUCAGCAAUUUCCGUUAAUUACAUCUCGAGUUAUGGCUCUUGUUGAACCUUGUGAACACUUUUAAGGACAAAAGUUAACAUUCGAUCUGUAUGAACUUUAUAUCCAUCAUUUAACGAAGAAGCCUAUUGAAUUUCUGUUAAUUACUUCUAGAUUUAUGGCCAUUGUUUCACUUUGUUGCACCUUGUGGACGCUUGAUCGACAAAAAUUAUCUUCCGAUAUGUAUGAAAUUUAUAUGCAUCAUUUCAAUUAGUGAACAAAGAAGCUUGUUGAAUUUCAGCAAUUCUAGAACUAUGGUCCUUGUUUAACUCUGUGGAACCUUGUGAACGCUCGAACAACAAAAGUUAUCAUCUGAUCUGUAUGAAAUUUAUAUGCAUCAUUUCAAUUAGUGAAACGAAGAAGCAAUUGAGUUUCAGCAAUUUCUGUUAAUUACUUCUAGAGUUAUGACCCUUGUUUCACUUUGUUGGACCUUGUGAUUACUUGAUUGGCAAAAGUUAUCAUCUGAUCUGUAUGAAAUUCAUAUGUGUCAUUCGAAUUGGUGAAAUGAAGACGCUGGUGGAAUUUCAGCAAUUUCCAGUAAUUACUUCUAGAGUUACGUUGAACCUUGUGAACACUCGAACAUCAAAAGUCAUCAUCCGAUCCAUACGAAAUUUAUAUACAUCAUUUAAAUUGUUGAAAUGAAGAAUCUGAUUGAAUUUCAGCAAUUUCCUUAAUUAUUUCUAGGAUUAUUGCCCUUGUUUCACUGUGUUGGACCUUGUGAAUUCUCAAAUGACAACAGUCGUCAUCCAGUCUGCAUGAAAUUUAUAUGUGUCAUUUAAAUUAGUGAACGAAGAAGUUUUUUUGAAUUUCAUAUAUUUCCGUCAAUUACCUCUAGAGUUAUAUGGCCCUUGUUAUACUUUGUUGAACACUGUGAUUGGUCGACCAACAAAAGUUAGUAUUGGAUCUGUAUGAAAGUUAUAUGCAUUAUUUCAAUUAGUUAAACGACUUUCAACAGUUUCUGUAAAUUUCUUGCAGAGUUAAGGCCCUUGUUUCAGUUUGUAGAACCUUGAGAACCCUCAAAUGACGAAAAUUAUAAUCUGAUCUGUAUGAAAUUGUUUUGUAAAUUUCCUCAAUUACCUACAAAGGAAUAAAUAUGCGACAACCUUUGUUGACAGCUCGAACGAUUUAGCUGCUGUGAGCAUUUUUUUUUUUGCCUGGCAACCUAUCUGUUAUAUUAUUGGUAGAUACUUACAGUGCUGGUCAUUUUAUUUUUUAUAGGCUAACAUUGAUCGCGUAGUCCUAAGGAAGAAUCUCUUCAAAAUUCAAAGUUACACAUUGAUUUUGCGAAAAGCCUAAACACUACACUUAAGAUUUUGGGGGAUUUUUGUCAAACUUGCUAGGAUUGUUUAUUUAGUCCUGAUAUUCAGUGUUUUGCUACAGUUUUUUUUACAGAGCUAUUUACUCUUUCACUGAGAACUUUAAUACUCUGUAGACGUGAAAGUUUGAGAAACAAAAGAAUUGACUUGCCUAGCAAUUUUACACAUGUUUAUUGCCCCUGAGAACUUGAAAGCCACCCUUCAAAAUUCUGCCUGUGUUGAAUGGCAAUACCAUAUUGUUGUUUGUUUUUUUUUUUAAAAAAGCAACAUAAGGUUGUUGUUGUCAUCGGAAACAAUUUAAUGGUUUUACCCUAAGAGUUCUUUAAGAUAAGUUUUAUAGAAUUAGAAAUGUAACUAUGUAACUUUGAAUAACAGGAAUAAAGGUAGUACUGAAUGAGCAUCAAGGUAAGGUUAAAUAUAAAUUUUAUUCCAAACACAAUUUUGUGGAAUACCUUCAAAGUGUACUUUGUUUAUGUGUACAUUCACAAUAAUAAAUUAGAGCACAGGGAAAAUAGAGACAAAACAUAUGUACUUAUACAUGUUCUUCAAAAAAAAAAAUGAAAUAAAUUCAUUACAGACCAACGUGCCCAUAUCAGUAUGGGCGACCCAUAAAGCUGAGUGACAUUGGUUGGGCUUGCCCUCCCCCCCCCCCGCGCUAGCUAUGGGCCUAAGUAAGUUUAUCCAUGUGUAUUUCAAAUAUAAUGUAAACAAUAUAUUAGUGUAUAUAGAUUUAGUCGGAACACGCUUGAUAUGAAUUUCUUAACAAUAUUGGAGUGAUGUUUAUUGUAGUCUUGAUAUUCCAGGUCUCUUGUUCAGCCAGCGAGAGAUUGAAACAACUGAUAAAUUAAAUUUGAAUUCGUGCUUUGGGAGAGUUACAGCAUGGAUCAGUCGCAACAAUUGGACGAUUUCUAUUGGACUUAAUAUCAAAUCUUAUCAGACUAUUAUGAUGACAGUUAAAAGAAUGGUUUAUCUAGACUAUUUUAUUCAUAUCACUAUAUUGUUAAUAUUCAUUUAAAUAAUCAUUAACGGUCAUAUAAUAAUAUUUUUACUGAUAUUAAUAAAUCUGAGAUAUUUUAAAUAUUUAUAAUUUGUUUUUGUAGCACUCUUUAUUGCUAUUUAACAGAGUUUUCUCUACCAAAAUUUGUUCAAACAUAUUUCAUUGCAUGGACAAUAUAUUGUACCGAGUACAUAUAAAAGGAUUAGACAGACGUUAUAACAACUUAAAGAUUUUCUCUGUUAAAGAUACAUUAUGGGAGGUUAUGGCAGUUCUCACUAUAAUAGUUAAAAACUAGAUAAUGUAAAGGGAAUUUGAUGAAAAUUUCAGUCAAAUUCAUACCCUGAACCGAGAUUUUAGCCAUUGAAUUUUCGGCCUAGCCUCGAUCAUCGUUACUAAAAAACAUAGUCUCAAUUAUCCAUUUCAUGAUAAAAUCGGGAAUGGAAGUCGAACAGCAAAUCGGAGCCUAAUCCAAUAAACAUCGCAGGCUAGCGAUGAAAUCGAGAGUUGAUUACGGUCUGGAUAAGUUAAUUAAUGUCUAAUUAAUAAUUUAGAUAAUAUUUCAGGCCUAAAGAAAGAUCUGCAAUAAGCAGAGUUAGCUCUAGCUUAAUGUAUGUUUAAUAUAAAGAUUUUAGUGUACUAUAAUAAACUACAUGUAUAUUUACUUGUAUGUACAUGGUUUUUAAACUGUUAUUUAUUAUUGGCAGCAUACCUAUACAUAAGCAUACAAUUAUGGUUUUAUUGGUAGAAUGUUAGCUUCGUUAAGUUUUAUAUUAUGGUUGUGAUAUAUGUUACUGCAUGCACUGAAUAACUGUAAAACAAGAUACGAAGUAAAUAUCAGGAAGAAGA